Molecule: messenger RNA, 1212 nt
Organism: Thlaspi arvense
Lineage: Eukaryota; Viridiplantae; Streptophyta; Magnoliopsida; Brassicales; Brassicaceae
Source: the annotation of a GenBank genome assembly
AUGGAGAAACAGAGCAUCAUCACAAACGCUUCUUCUUCUUCUUCUUCUUGGAUUCGAGGCAAUUGUAUUGGAAGAGGAUGUUUUGGAACAGUAAGCAAAGCCGUGAGUAGAAUCGACGGUGGAGUUUUCGCCGUCAAGUCAGUAGAUCUCGCCACGUGUCUUCCUGCUCAAGCCGAGUCGCUCGAGAAUGAAAUCGGAAUCCUCCGCUCUCUCAAGACUCACCUACACAUCGUGAGAUUCCUCGGUGAUGACGUGUCUAGAGAAGGAACGGUGUCGUUUCGGAAUCUCCACUUGGAGUAUUUACCGGAAGGUGACGUGGCUAACGGUGGAAUAAUCGUUGAGGAAACUCUGCUCCGCCGUUACGUCUGGUGUCUCGUCUCCGCUCUCCGUCACGUUCACGCUAACGGAAUCGUUCACUGCGACGUUAAAUCGAAGAAUGUCCUCGUCGUUAACGGUGGAAGCUCCGUUAAGCUGGCGGAUUUCGGAUCGGCGGUGGAGUUUGAAAAAGCGACGGUUGGGGUUGCGCCACGUGGAAGCCCGCUAUGGAUGGCUCCGGAGGUGGUAAGAAGAGAGUAUCAAGGACCGGAGAGUGACGUGUGGUCUCUCGGCUGUACGGUCAUCGAGAUGCUCACCGGGAAACCAGCCUGGGAAGAUCAUGGUUUCGACUCGCUGAGUCGAAUCGGGUUUUCAAACGAGUCACCUUUUAUUCCGGCGGGAAUUUCGGAACUCGGUCGCGAGUUCUUGGGAAAAUGCCUGAAACGAGAUCGGAGUCAGAGAUGGACUUGCGAGCAGCUUUUGGAGCAUCCGUUUCUAUGUCAAGAUCAUCACUCGUUUUUCACCGAGUCGUCUCCGCGUUGCGUAUUGGACUGGGUCAACUCGGAGUUCGAAGAAGAAGAAGAAGAAGAAGAAGAGAGCGACGGGUCGAGUCUUGAAACUAUCGUUUCGGCUAUGGCAAGGAUUAGUAAAUUAGCGUCGACCGAAGGGGCAAUUUGGGAAUCAAACGGCUGGACUGAGGUUAGAAGCGAUGCUUCCGAAGAGUUAAGGGCAAAAUGCGAAUAUCCAGUUUCAACAGGGGUAGAAUCGGAAUUAGAGUCUACCGAUGAUUCUGUUACACCGUCAGAAAAUGAAGAGUCUGCGUCGGCGUCGGUCUCGGCGUCGGUGAUGACGUGUCAAAUAGUCGAUGUGAACUAUAAACUUUUGAUCAAUGUUUAA